UGCACUUUCCCUUGGCUUCCUAUAACGCCGCGCACUGCUGCCGAUGGAGGACGCGACGCUUCGUUUUGGAACAAGACGCUAGUUUUCAUUGAACCAGGGUUCGGAUGUGAUCGAUCUGAAUUUGCUAUAGUCAGAAUGAUAAAACACGGACACAAUGAACCCAUAAUAAUCUUUGCGUAAGGCGUCGUUACACAAUUGCAUGGAUUGAACCAGCGCGUAAUUCUGUAAGCGGGUACACCGGGACAGGCGCACUUGUCUCGGACUCUAUAUGGAGGGGUGUCGGGAUGGCUUGCACCAGGAGAACCAAAACUUUGGUGUCUACGUGUGUGAUACUGAGUGGUAUGACCAACAUCGUGUGUCUUCUGUAUGUCGGAUGGGUUACUAAUUACAUUGCUAAUGUGUACAUCAAAGUGCCGAUGCCAGUUCCGGCCAAAAAGUUGGAGGGCGAUAGGAAAGGAGAAACUCUGCGGAUUAUAGAGAGACUGGACCGACUGGAGAAUGUUGUUAACCAGCACAUACAAGAAUCCCCGCUGAAAGGAGAUGACAAUCAAGAAGAUCGAUCUUUUUCGGACUCGUCCUUGUUCAGUCACUGGGGCCAGGAUCUGGGGCCAGAGAGCCGCAGGGUGGCACUGAAGAUGUUUCAGUAUUACGGUUACAACGGUUACCUCAGCGAUCGCCUCUCUAUGGACAGACCCAUCCCAGACUACAGACCUGAUGGGUGCAAAAAUAUCUCUUACCCCUCCAACCUACCCCAGGUUAGCAUAGUCUUCAUCUUUGUAAAUGAGGCGCUCUCCGUUAUUCUACGUUCCAUCCAUUCAGCUAUGAACCGAACCCCACGCCACCUGCUAAAAGAGAUCAUACUGGUGGAUGACAACAGCAAUAAUGAUGAGUUAAAGGAGAAAUUACAGGACUUUGUCAAGGAGACCAACGGCAAGCAGCCCGGCUUCAUUAAAGUGGUGCGGCACAGUAAGCAGGAGGGGUUGAUCCGCUCGCGUGUCAGUGGCUGGAGAGCCUCCUCUGCCCCUGUGGUGGCCCUGUUUGAUGCCCACGUUGAGUUCAACACUGGCUGGGCUGAGCCAAUCCUCCAAAGAAUCAAAGAAGACAGAACCAGGAUUAUAUCUCCAUCUUUUGACAAUAUCAAAUAUGACACAUUCGAGAUUGAGGAGUACCCGCUGUCCGCUCAGGGGUUUGACUGGGAGCUGUGGUGUCGGUACCUGAACCCGCCAAAAUCAUGGUGGAACUUAAACAACAGCACUGCGCCAAUCAGGAGUCCUGCCCUGAUUGGCUGUUUUGUGGUGGACAGGCAGUACUUUGCCGAGAUUGGCCUGCUAGACGAAGGCAUGGAGAUUUAUGGAGGAGAGAACGUGGAGCUGGGUGUAAGGGCAUGGCAGUGUGGAGGAAGCGUGGAGGUGUUGCCCUGUGCUCGUAUCGCUCAUAUCGAGCGUGCCCACAAACCCUACACGGAGGAUCUUACCGCCCAUGUGCGCAGAAAUGCUCUUAGGAUGGCCGAAGUGUGGAUGGAUGAAUUUAAGAGCCACGUCUACAUGGCCUGGAACAUUCCACAGGAGGACUCAGGGGUCGACAUCGGUGACAUCACAGAAAGGAAAGCAUUGAGGAAAAGGCUGCAGUGUAAAACGUUUCGCUGGUAUCUCGUGAACAUUUAUCCUGAGAUGAGAAUGUACACAGACACCAUCGCAUAUGGAGUGCUGAAGAACUCUUUAAAGAGUGACUUGUGUCUCGAUCAAGGGCCUGACACAGACAACAUUCCAAUCCUUUACCUCUGUCACGGGAUGACACCUCAGAAUGUAUACUACACCAGCACUCAGCAGUUAUUUGUGGGCAUCUUGAGCCCCACCAUUGAUGACGAUGAUAACAAGUGCCUGGUGGAUGUGAACAGCCGACCUCGACUCAUCGAAUGCAGCUACGCUGUUUCCAAACGCAUGAAACUCCACUGGCGCUUUACUCAGGGAGGCUCCAUCCAGAACACAAAGUCAAAGCGAUGCCUCGAACUCGUGGAGAACAGUGACAAUGAAUUCGGAUAUCAGCUGACCCUCCAAAAAUGCACAGGCCAGACAUGGACCAUCACCAAUCUGUUGCCUGGCAGCACCUUAUGAUGGUACCGUUGAGAACAUCGAGAAAUGAACUUGAAGCUUAAACACCAGGAUGUCUUUAUUCGACGAUGACAUCAUAUGAUAAAUGUUAAACAUUUUUCCUAUAGCUACUGUACUCGUGCAUAUUGAUCAGCCACAUUUGGCAGAUAUGGCAUUGUGUGUUAUGAGGUUUUACACUGUAAUGAGAUAUACUCGAUUGUGUCUUGACUUGAAGGUUGUAUCGACUCCAGUGCGUGCACACGGGGCCGUAAUUGCUACCGUGUAGCAAAGCUUUGGCAACGUUCUUGCUGUAUUUCUUUCAAUCUAGUGUCUCAGGUUUGUAGGUUGAGAUUAUUUUGAAAUAACACUGUACAUUUUGGGGACAUGCCAAUAUGUUGGAACAUAUCUAGAUACAAUCAGCUGUUUUAUAUCUACAUGUAUAGUAUCAGUAUUUAUAAUUCAUGGCAGU
This is a messenger RNA of Paramisgurnus dabryanus, 2559 nucleotides long. It is a transcript of the gene galnt18b, whose product is annotated as UDP-N-acetyl-alpha-D-galactosamine:polypeptide N-acetylgalactosaminyltransferase 18b. NCBI's taxonomy places the organism in Eukaryota, Metazoa, Chordata, Actinopteri, Cypriniformes, Cobitidae. The record is from RefSeq and is a predicted model, not a curated record. Gene Ontology annotation, biological process: protein O-linked glycosylation. Gene Ontology annotation, cellular component: Golgi apparatus. Gene Ontology annotation, molecular function: polypeptide N-acetylgalactosaminyltransferase activity.